Messenger RNA from Phytophthora sojae, 348 nucleotides. RefSeq lists its product as hypothetical. Bases 1 to 348 code for a protein of 115 amino acids. The record is from RefSeq and is a predicted model, not a curated record. NCBI's taxonomy places the organism in Eukaryota, Oomycota, Peronosporomycetes, Peronosporales, Peronosporaceae. The transcript has 2 exons.
AUGCGUCUGUCAACUAUCCUCUCAGUAGUGUCGGUGCUCACGCUUCUCGCAAGCAGCUGCGCUCUCUCUGCGGUCGUGGAUGCUAACGUUGGCGUCUCCGGACGUCGACGUGCUGGAUAUGACGUAGUGGAAACAACCUGUCGUCUUCACGAAAGAUCUGGCGAACAAGGAGUCGAUGCUUUUUCACAGCGAGACAGCGAAACGACUCUGUUCAGGGCGUGGUGCACAAGAGGAUUCCAGCCCAAGGAGAUCUCCGCGAGGCUCCACAACACGCUUGGUGGUCGCGACGGCACGCUCUUCAAGAAGUACGAGGCUUGGCUCAAAACGCACUUUUCGGCCAAGGCGUGA